AUUUACUUCAAAAGCCAUAUAUUCAAUACCAAAAGUUCAAAGCUUUCGAAAACAAUUAUUGUCAGAUUUAAAUUUUCGUCGAUUGCUGGGAUGGCUACAAAUUGUCCCCUUUGCUUUUGGAUUAUAUUCUAAUUUUUAUUUUCUUGGGGGAUCUGCUAUUGGGUGGUUAUUUGUUCAGAGAAUAUUUUGGGAGGAGACGGUCCCCCUUCGUUGGCCAUUUAUUUUAUUAAUUACUUGCGGCUAUUUUUACACACAAGUUGCAAUGGAAAUAGAACGAUGUUGGCCAGAAAAACGAAAAGUUUGUGUUUUUCAAAGAGUAAAGAAGGAAGAAAAUGGGCAUGUUUUGGAGGGGGAGAAGCAAAAAAUUUAUUAAAAAUUAAUUUU
Molecule: messenger RNA, 384 nt
Organism: Meloidogyne enterolobii
Lineage: Eukaryota; Metazoa; Nematoda; Chromadorea; Rhabditida; Meloidogynidae
Source: the annotation of a GenBank genome assembly